AUGGGGGGUGUCUGUAAUCACCGUCUUCACACGAUCAGUGGCUGCAGGGGUAAGGAGUUACCAUUAGCUCUUUGUCGUGUUGGAUGCCAAACAUUCGUCCUUACGAAUGCCGACUCAAGAGGCGGCAAAGAGCCA
Molecule: messenger RNA, 135 nt
Organism: Acaulospora colombiana
Lineage: Eukaryota; Fungi; Glomeromycota; Glomeromycetes; Diversisporales; Acaulosporaceae
Source: the annotation of a GenBank genome assembly